Sinocyclocheilus grahami is the source of this 2211-nucleotide messenger RNA. RefSeq names its product serine/threonine-protein kinase greatwall-like. The transcript is spliced from 10 exons. The coding region runs from base 1 to 2211 and encodes 736 amino acids. Gene Ontology annotation, molecular function: ATP binding; protein serine/threonine kinase activity. The record is from RefSeq and is a predicted model, not a curated record. Gene Ontology annotation, cellular component: nucleus. Lineage: Eukaryota; Metazoa; Chordata; Actinopteri; Cypriniformes; Cyprinidae. Gene Ontology annotation, biological process: peptidyl-serine phosphorylation; intracellular signal transduction.
AUGAGCAAAGAAAGCAAGCCCCUCCCUCAGCUGAUCCAGAGCUUCAGUCCUGAUGCUUCACUAACAUCUACUGCUGCUCUGCAUCACAGCAUCAGAAUCAGUCAGAUUACUGCACAGAUCAAACUGUUCUACAUCACUGUGGUGAAGAAAGCAGACAUGGUGGAUAAGAACAUGACUGAUCAGAUGAGAGCUGAGAGAGAUGCUCUGGCUCUCAGUAAAAGUCCUUUUAUUGUGCACCUGUUUUACUCUUUACAAACUGCAACUAAAGUCUAUCUGGUGAUGGAGUAUCUGAUUGGUGGAGAUGUAAAAUCACUUCUUCAUAUUUAUGGAUACUUUGAUGAGGACAUGUCUCUGAAAUACAUCUCAGAGGUCGCACUCGCUCUGGAUUACCUUCACAGACACCGCAUUAUUCACAGGGACUUAAAACCAGACAACAUGCUCAUCUCAAAUGAGGGUCACAUUAAACUCACUGACUUUGGGCUCUCCAAGGUUAAACUUGACAGGGAACUAAACCUGAUGGACAUUUUAACCACACCUUCUUUGGUGAAACCUAAUAAAGAUUAUUUCAGAACACCUGGUCAAGUUCUGUCACUGAUAAGCUCCCUUGGCCUCAAUACCCCGGUGACAGAAGGCAAGCGUCACAGCAGCACAUUGUUGGGCAGCCCCAUGUCCUGCGGCAAAGUCAAGCAGAGGAAUAGUUCUCUGUGUUCACCUCUGCUGAAGAGACGGGCUGAUCAUCUGAAUUCACCAGUAUGCACAACUCGAGCUCUAGGAUCCAACAGUGUGUUUAGUCCUGGCCUGCUGGCUAAGAGUUUGACACCAAGGCUGAUGAAAUCCAGGAAUAGAUUUGAGACUCUGAGUGUUGGGAGUGCCCACUCAUGCCUGUUACCAUCCACUACUGACUCUGAAGACUGUGUCAGUCCCAUGUGGGAAGAUGAGCAGAAUUUACAAGAUGGUGAGAAGCUUCCACAGUUAAACGGAAGAGAAGUGGGCAAUAGAGUGUCAAGAAACAUUCCCUUGACACCUGUGGAAAGAAGGAAGAUGUUUCCAGCACGAGUUCAAGAUCACAGCACUGUUUUGACUCCACUCAAUAAACAAGUGGACAAUAGCAGAAUUAUUAAACCAGAUAUUUCUGCAAAGAGACUCCAAUUCAGUGCAUCUGACCACUGUGCUACUCCACUGGGUAAGGCUGAUCCCCAUCAAUCAAGUCUUAUGAAACCGGAGCCGCCAACAGAACCCAAAUCCUCAGUAAAGAGAGCUUUUGACGAAGUAGAGAAAAGCCCAGAGCAGGCUGAGAUCCAUUGCAAGAAAAACAACACUGUUUACAAGAGGUCUUUCCACAUUCCUGAGGACAAAUCAAGGGCCCACACAGGCUUGACAGGAAUUUUCUCCACUGUGGGGCUUGAUGAUGUUAAAAGUGCACAGAUAUGUCAAAAGAUGAGUGAGAGAAUGGGCCAAAAGCAAUCUAGUCCCAUAGCCGUGGCCAAAAAUCUCUUUUGUGAUCUCGAAGAUCAAGGUGAGGAGGUGGCUUUGCCUAAAACAGAGGCCAACUCGAGCUCCCCGACCUCACCCGGUGAUGACCGAAAUAUCAGAAGAAGCCUUAGUUUAGAUUCGGACGGCUCAGCCCAUGAGAUGUCAGUGGUUAAACAAGAGGCUUUGUCGUCCUCUUUUGAGGAGCUGGAUGAAAAUGAGAUUUCUGUAGUCACACCGGUGGCCCGGCCCACCUUGGCUACACCAAAGCACAGCAGUGCAAAGCAGCAUAGGGGUAGAUCUGAGCGUUCUCUUCUUGGCCAUCCUCGUGGGUUGUCUGACAGUAUGGUCAAAUCACCUGGCUUCCUCAAACCCAGGAACGUGGUUGCAUUUAGGAGCUACUGCAGCUCCAUUAACCGCUCUUGUACUUCACAUCUCAGCCUGGCCUCUUUGGAUGCCAUGGAGUUGUCUGCGUCAGCCUCCUUCCACAAUGCCCCGUCUGCAGUGACUCCAGUUCAGGAGAAAAGGCCCAGUCUGAGCAGCUCACUUUACCAGACUCCACAGCAGAUGGUUGUGUCUCACACUCCCUAUAGGACACCAAAAAGUGUUCGUAGAGGUCCAGAACGUGUGGAAGGGGCUCCUAUCCUGGGAACUCCUGAUUACUUGGCACCGGAACUUUUACUAGGCAAAGCUCAUGCGGCAAUGGCCAUGGUCAGUGUUGCCACCUUUUGGACCUACUAA